This is a messenger RNA of Aspergillus ibericus CBS 121593, 1692 nucleotides long. RefSeq names its product putative SIR2 family histone deacetylase (Hst4). Gene Ontology annotation, cellular component: mating-type region heterochromatin. Gene Ontology annotation, biological process: replication-born double-strand break repair via sister chromatid exchange; negative regulation of transcription by RNA polymerase II; pericentric heterochromatin formation. The record is from RefSeq and is a predicted model, not a curated record. The transcript is spliced from 2 exons. Gene Ontology annotation, molecular function: NAD+ binding; histone deacetylase activity, NAD-dependent. Lineage: Eukaryota; Fungi; Ascomycota; Eurotiomycetes; Eurotiales; Aspergillaceae. Bases 1 to 1692 code for a protein of 563 amino acids.
AUGGACGAUGAUUCGGAUUGUUCCAGCCUAAGUUCAGCGCCAGCAUCACCGCUGGCACCGCCAGGGUUCUAUCCGUCGCCGCCUCCGUCGCAGGACGCGGAUGAGCCCUGCGCCGCCCGGAGCCAAGACGACUUGCCGCCCGCCAGGAAGAAGCGUCGGGUCGCCGCCCCAAAGGAACGCCGAACCCAGCAUCUCGACCUCUCGGCCUCCGCCGGUCACUCCUACGCCCAACAGCAAUCGCAAAUCGAUUAUCUCGUCAAGACCCUUACCCGCCAUCGCAAAAUUGUCGUCAUCGCCGGUGCGGGUAUCUCCACCUCCGCAGGAAUUCCCGAUUUCCGCUCCACCGAUGGUCUCUUCAAAACUUUGCAGAAGAAGCACAACCUGAAAGCAUCGGGCAAGUUGCUGUUCGAUGCCGCCGUCUACCAAGAUGAGACGUUGACCGCCUCCUUCCAAGAUAUGGUACGGUCGCUGUCCGAGGAGGCAGCCAAGACCUCUCCCACAGCUUUCCACCACAUGCUGGCUCGCCUUGGCCAGGAGAACCGCCUCACCCGACUCUACACCCAGAAUAUCGAUGGCAUUGAGACCUCCAUGCCGCCGUUGGCUACGCAGAUACCCUUGAACGUCAAAGCGCCCUGGCCACGUACCAUUCAACUGCAUGGAAGUCUCGACAAGAUGGUCUGCCAAAAGUGUCGUCAUCUGAGUGACUUUGAUCGGGCCCUGUUUGAUCGUCCUGAUGCCCCGGAAUGUCCAGAAUGCUCGCGGAACAAUCAAUUUCGCAUCGAGACCGGUCAGCGUAGCCACGGCAUCGGGAAGAUGAGGCCGCGGAUCGUCCUCUACAACGAACACAACCCCGACGAGGAGGCCAUCACGUCCGUCAUGAAUGCGGACAUCCGCUCCCGACCGGAUGCCUUGAUCGUGGUCGGCACGAGCUUGAAGAUUCCCGGUGUGCGUCGUCUGGUGAAGAGCCUCUGCUCCGUCAUCCGCAGCCGUCGCAACGGCGUGACCAUGUGGAUCAACAACGAGUACCCCGUCGGCAAAGAAUUCGAAGACUGCUGGGAUUUGAUGGUCAAGGGCGAUUGUGAAGAGGUUGCGCGACUGGCCAAUCUGAAGCGGUGGGAUGCGAAGGACGACGUGUUCGACGAGUGCAAUUCUUCGGAGGUGGAGCGGGUGAAGAGAGAGCAAGGCGAGGUGUCGGUGGUGGUCACGCCCACCAAGAAGCGACCCACCCCGACCGGAUUCCUUACUCCUUCUUCCAGCUAUGAUGAAGCCCUGCCCUUGCCGAAGAGAAGCUGUUCCAACCCGGCCAGUCGCGGACGGAGCCUUCAAGACGUUCUUCAGGCUUCCAAAACGGCCCGUCCCAAGAAGGCAGCUCCGAAGAAGAGUGCGCCGAGAGGGCGGGCCAAGAAGGCCGAACCUGCGAAGAAUACCAAGAUUAACAGCUUUGGACGAGUCACCAAGGCCCAGAAAGCAGCCGCAAGUGACAAAUCCUCCAAGCUGGACAAGGAUGAUACGAAACCCAUGCAUCCGCUGGCUCCGGGCGCAGCUCGCAACAACGGGCCGAAUGUGAUUCCCAACGCGACGGGCAAGGGAUCCACGCCUCCUCGAGUCGGCCACUGGGGACGGGAUGAUACGAUUUCGCCGGGCUCGAUUCCACGAGGGAUGAACCGCUUGCUGAAUGAGCCGACCGCAUGA